Messenger RNA from Diorhabda sublineata, 2373 nucleotides. RefSeq names its product ubiquitin-conjugating enzyme E2-17 kDa (gene eff). The transcript is spliced from 5 exons. Gene Ontology annotation, biological process: ubiquitin-dependent protein catabolic process; protein polyubiquitination. Lineage: Eukaryota; Metazoa; Arthropoda; Insecta; Coleoptera; Chrysomelidae. The coding region runs from base 317 to 760 and encodes 147 amino acids. The record is from RefSeq and is a predicted model, not a curated record. Gene Ontology annotation, molecular function: ubiquitin conjugating enzyme activity. Gene Ontology annotation, cellular component: nucleus.
GUUAUACCGACAGAAAAUAAUUGUCGCCACGGAAGUGAACAGUCAUAUAUUCUGGAACAUUACAAUUUUUAAGUGCAUAUUUAAGUGAAGACGGGGUGUUAACAAGCUUUUUAGUUUUUCUUGUAUUUAUUUCCACCCAUUUGUCUGGUAUAAAAACAUAUUUUGGGUGAAUGAUCGACAAACCAUAUUUAUUUGAUUUACGUCGUGUCUGUGAGUUUUGAAGGAGGCCAUCUUUGCAAUCUCUAGUAGAGGUCUUCAGCUUGCGCUUUCAUUGUCUGGUGGGAUACCAGUAUUUAUUACAGACACAUUUCAUCAAAUGGCUUUAAAACGAAUUAAUAAGGAAUUACAAGACCUCGGCAGAGAUCCUCCGGCACAAUGUUCAGCAGGUCCUGUUGGAGAUGAUUUAUUUCAUUGGCAAGCCACAAUUAUGGGACCACCAGAUAGUCCAUACCAGGGCGGAGUAUUUUUCUUAACAAUACAUUUCCCUACAGACUACCCCUUUAAACCACCAAAAGUGGCGUUCACAACAAGAAUCUAUCAUCCUAACAUAAAUAGUAAUGGUAGUAUCUGUCUCGAUAUAUUACGUUCGCAAUGGUCUCCAGCUCUUACUAUUUCAAAAGUUUUGUUAUCAAUCUGCUCACUGUUAUGUGAUCCGAACCCAGAUGAUCCAUUAGUACCAGAAAUUGCUAGGAUAUACAAAACCGAUCGGGAAAAAUACAACGAGUUAGCGCGUGAGUGGACUCGCAAGUAUGCUAUGUGAUGGCCCGGCCCCUUCGAUCCACAUCUCACACAUUAGAAGAAAAACAAAAACAAUUUAUUUAAUAAUACAUAAAAAAAACAAAAAAUAUCAACAAACACACCGGAGGGGAUCGGCCAGCCUGUAAUUUUUCACAAUUUGAUAAUAAAUAUAAACAAAAUUGUAACGUAACGCUUUUUGAAGUUUCGGGUUCCGCCACAACAACUUUUCAUAUUUCAGUCGUCUCGUUGCCUUUACCGCCACACUCAAACUGAUACUUUUUACUGUUAGAUAAAUUAAUAUGUAGGUACUUUGACGUUCAAUUAGGUGUAUUAUAUUAAAUAUAAAUAUAUAUAAUUUGAAAAUUAUUUUUUUUAGUAUUUCUGAAAAAAAAAAUUCGAGUUUGUACGUACAUAAUUAAAUCUGUAGACGAUUUGUAAGUAGUCAGUUUUGUACGAAAAAAUCUUUAUCCGAAUGGAUAAAUGAAAAUAUAGUAGGAAGUAGAUUUUUUUUCGAAAAAAGAAAAUUAUAUUUCGUUUAAUUUUACCACCAUCGGCUGGUCAAUUGAAACUUCUCGAGGCUCUUCCAAAUAAUUUUGUUCCCGAUAAUUUAUUUACUUUAUGAUAAUUGAAAUGUUCGAUAGAAACAAAUGUUACUUCAACUCAUUAAAUAAUAUUUAAAAAGUGACUUUGUCGACUUUUAAUUUAUUCAAUAUAUAUAAUUAUUAAAAUUGUUAGUUAUUUUUUUUUUCUAUUUUGUACCUUUGUGUUUCAAAUUACCGACCAUAUAUAAAAUUCAAUCUACCCCCUAUCCGGUUUUUUUCACUUUCAUACUUUUUUUUUUUACUACUAUUCGAUUCAGUCAAUUCCUAUAAAAACAAUUUAUAAAUAACCCCGCGGGGGCUAAUAGCUCAAAUAAUAUAAAAAUCUAAUCACAAAUCUAUGAAAAAGUUCAGCAUAUUAAGGCCGUCAUACACGUUACGGUACAAUGAAUCUUCACGUGUAGUAUUCCCUUCGAAAACUAUUUUUAACCUCACUUUUUAGUACCUCGUAUUAUCAAUUUCACUAACAAUAGUAAUUACGAUUUGUAUAAGGCCGGCACACACGUUGCGGUGCCGCUAACUCCACCAGUGUGAUUUUAUAUUGAAUUAAAAGUUUUAUCGCGUUUAUUAAAAAUAUGGUAGUGAUACUAAAGAUACGGAUGAUGCGGUUUAUUUGCCGCCGUGCAGUAGUGAUACGAUACCGUCGCGUGUGAUCCGGCCUUGAUAUAUAUACAGUUUUUUUUAUUUCAAUCACUUUUUUUUCGAUUUAAAGUUUAGAUACACGUUUUCAUGUGGUUUAAAUUCAUUUUUUUCUUAAUUGGAAAUUAUAAAACAAUUAUUUGAAACACAAAGGGUUAUAAAAUUAAUUAUUACACGCCUAGUUUGUCCAAUAUUUAGAUGUUUAUAAUCACUUACAGGAUUAGUCAAUCUCCUCCAGGAUUUUUUUUAAUGUACCGUACACUUUUUACUCCCCCUUAAUUUAAAUUAUUCAGUGUAAAAUAUGAAAUCUUCUUACUUGAUAAGGAAACUUAGGAAUAUUUGUUAUAUAUAUUUUUUUCUCGUAAUUGAAACAGGACACAUUAAAUAAUAAAAUCCA